Molecule: messenger RNA, 2099 nt
Organism: Wasmannia auropunctata (little fire ant)
Lineage: Eukaryota; Metazoa; Arthropoda; Insecta; Hymenoptera; Formicidae
Gene: bs
Exons: 8
Coding region: 210-2099 (629 amino acids)
Biological process (GO): positive regulation of transcription by RNA polymerase II
Cellular component (GO): mediator complex
Molecular function (GO): DNA-binding transcription factor activity, RNA polymerase II-specific; protein dimerization activity; transcription coregulator activity
Source: RefSeq, a predicted model, not a curated record
GGCACGACGGCGACGCCGAGUGAGCUCACUCAUCACUGGUGGACGCUGGUCAAUGCGCCGAACGUAGGCAGUUUGCACUGUUUGCAGCCGUUUCCAUCGUCAUGAGAGUACACCUAACCUAUAGGUUUUUUUUGUGUACAUUCACGCUGACCGCUGUCAAGCAGCGUUUCGUCUGAUUUGACCAACGAAUUUAGAGAAAUCGGAUCAGGAUGAACAUCCCGCCGAUUCAGCAGCCGGGCGCUAUGGGCGUGGGACAAAUGGGACAGUCGGUGAAUCCUCAGCUGCCCCAGAAUCAACAGCAGGCGCAGCAGACGCAGCAGCAGCAGGUGCAGCAGCAGCAGCAACAGCAGCAGCAGCAGCAGCAGCAACAGCAGACGCAGGACAAGCUCGACAAUAUCUCCAAGGUGAAGUCUCUGGUUGGACCUUUGAGAGAGUCGUUGGCCAUAGCGCUGAAAACCGCCGCGCAGACGUUGCAUCAGAACAGCCUGGUCGACGUGGGGACCAUGAAGGGCAUCGAGCAGCCGGAUCAUCGAUUCAACAAGAACAUGGAGGAGUUCUAUUCAAUUUGCGACCAGAUAGAGCUGCAUCUCAAGACCUCCGUGGAGUGCCUGUCCCAGCACGCCAGCUCGAUGCGCUACAUGCCGAUGAACGUUAUAACGAGCCGCACCGACACGGUCAGCACGCAGGAGGGCCCGUCCGGACCGGCGUUGUCCUAUCCGCAGUUCCUGAUGACGGUGCACGCGCAAGUGAACUACGCGCGCGACAUUCACGACACUCUCAUGUCCUUCGCUCGCGCGAUAGCAUCCGGCGAGCAAUCACGCGCCGCCGUCGUGGGGAAGGGAUUAAUAAAUGUGCGCGUCGACGUCGCGAUGGACAACCCUAGCGGCGGACGAGACGGUCGGUACGCGAGCCUCGGCUACAGCAUGGGGAUGAUCGGGGGCGAUGCUGGCACGGAGAUCUACGGCCGACCGUCCACCUCCCAGCUCGCGGCGGCCGCGGCGGCGGCGGCGGCGGCUUCGCAGAUGGGCCGCGGCGGCGCCACCAUGAUGUCAGCCGCGGGCGCCGCGACGCCCGGCGUCGGCCCGGUCCAGCGGGGCAUCAAGCGCACCACCUCCGACGUCUGCUACGGCGGCGACGACGGCAAUAACCCCGCGGCGCGGCAGCAGCAGCAGUCGCUCUCGCAGGGCAUGCCCGCCGCCGGCAUGCCCGGCGACUGCGUGCCCGACAACCUCGACGAGUCCUUCACGAGUCUGGGCCAGCCGAAGAAGUCACCCCCGUCGAACGGCAAGAAGACCAAGGGCCGGGUUAAAAUUAAGAUGGAGUACAUCGACAAUAAGCUCCGGAGAUACACCACGUUCUCCAAGAGGAAGACCGGCAUUAUGAAGAAGGCGUACGAGCUGUCGACGCUGACCGGCACGCAGGUGAUGCUACUGGUAGCGAGCGAGACCGGCCACGUGUACACGUUCGCGACGCGCAAGCUGCAGCCGAUGAUCACGAGCGACGCCGGGAAGGCGCUGAUCCAGACGUGCCUCAACAGCCCGGACCCGCCGCCGUCGGGCUCGUCGGGCGACCAGAGGAUGUCGGCGACCGGGUUCGAGGAGACCGAGCUGACGUACAACAUCGCCGACGACGAGCAGAAAGAGGACGGCGCGUCGCCCAGAUCCGACGUCUGCGCCAACGAGAGCGACGGCGAGAGCAGCGACGGCGACUCCAAGGAUCCUCUCAAGAUCAAUCACUCGGGAAAUGUGCCUUCGUUCUCUGCAGGGAUUAUGUACCAGGUGCCUCAGAGCGUCAUUUAUUCGCCGAGUCCAGGGGUCUUGCUCGGCAUAGGACAAAACGGGCAACCGGUGCAAAUAUCUCAGGACGGAGUAGCACCGGUGGCGAACUCGUCGCAGUCGAACCAGCCGUUCAUCACGAUACCGCUGAACGUCGCGAUGAGCGCGGCGGGAUUGUCCUUACCGGUGACCUCCAGGAUAUCCUCCAGGUCGCCAACGACGACGACGACGACGACAUCCAAUAUAUUGAAAGACUAUCCUGACGUAGGGAAUAUUCUCCAAUGUCGUGUUGGGCGUUCGAAAAUUGUUGUUGAAGAAAGAUAA